GCUGUCUCAAGAACGUGGUACAGGAGGCCAGGGGCGUGAUAAACCAAGUCGCGCGCAGAAGGCUUCAUCAUCUACAUCUGCUACGCUAAAGAGUCAGUUAGCGUCAUUGAAACAGGAGGAGAGGCUUCGACGAAGCGGCAAGGAUCGACGACUGGGAGACAAGGCGAUGAAGCAUAUUUCUUCAAAAAGAGGUGCGAAGUCGAAGUUUGUAGCUAGGUUUUUGCAGAUGAAAGGUGCAGCGCUGAAAACAAUGAGGACAGGACCAUCAACACGCAGCCCUCGUUCUCUUGGAUCAAAAAGCGGAAGAAAGAGGGGGAUGAAAACCAAUGGUGCUUCAAUCACGAGCACAAGUCUUAAUGCGGGAGGGCCUGCAAAGAAUAGAUCAACUUCAGCAUCGAAAGGUGUUGGUGCACCAAAGACCAACAGGAAUAGCCCCACGAAGCGAAGUAGAAGGAGCCUCGCCCCUACAUCUUCAAGCGUCUGUGUCGAUCCUCACAUUGGUUACACCAAGCUCGACGCGAUUGUUCCGACAUUCCAGCAUAAGGAGAAGAUGAAUUUCGCACUAAGUCCCUUUCUACCUGCCGGACAGAGCAUCAGACUAAGGAUCUACAAUGUAGUUCUGCCGCAAGGAGGAGGUGAAACGUACUUCGAUUUCGAAACCUAUUACCGAG
Molecule: messenger RNA, 671 nt
Organism: Amoebophrya sp. A25
Lineage: Eukaryota; Dinophyceae; Syndiniales; Amoebophryaceae
Source: the annotation of a GenBank genome assembly